This is a messenger RNA of Macrosiphum euphorbiae (potato aphid), 1131 nucleotides long. NCBI's taxonomy places the organism in Eukaryota, Metazoa, Arthropoda, Insecta, Hemiptera, Aphididae. The record is from the annotation of a GenBank genome assembly.
AUGUGUGACGAUGAUGUAGCAUCUUUGGUUGUCGACAACGGCUCCGGUAUGUGCAAGGCCGGUUUUGCCGGUGAUGACGCACCCCGUGCCGUUUUUCCAUCCAUCGUCGGCAGACCACGUCAUCAAGGUGUCAUGGUCGGCAUGGGACAAAAGGACAGCUACGUAGGAGAUGAAGCCCAAAGCAAACGUGGUAUCCUUACUUUAAAAUACCCAAUUGAACAUGGUAUCAUCACUAACUGGGAUGAUAUGGAGAAAAUCUGGCAUCACACUUUCUACAAUGAACUUCGUGUUGCCCCAGAAGAGCAUCCAAUCCUGUUGACUGAAGCCCCGUUGAACCCAAAGGCUAACCGCGAAAAGAUGACCCAAAUUAUGUUUGAAACCUUCAACGCACCUGCCAUGUAUGUUGCCAUCCAAGCUGUAUUAUCUCUGUACGCUUCCGGUCGUACCACUGGUAUCGUUUUGGACUCAGGUGACGGUGUCUCUCACACUGUCCCUAUCUACGAAGGUUAUGCAUUGCCUCAUGCUAUCCUCCGUUUGGACUUAGCUGGUCGUGACUUGACCGACUACUUGAUGAAGAUCUUGACCGAGAGGGGUUACAGCUUCACCACUACUGCUGAGCGUGAAAUCGUCCGUGAUAUCAAGGAAAAAUUAUGUUAUGUCGCUUUGGACUUCGAACAGGAAAUGGCCACGGCCGCCGCUUCCACCUCCUUAGAGAAAUCCUAUGAAUUACCUGACGGACAGGUCAUCACCAUCGGAAACGAACGUUUCCGUUGCCCAGAAUCCUUGUUCCAACCUUCAUUUUUGGGAAUGGAAUCUUGUGGUAUCCAUGAAACCGUAUACAACUCCAUCAUGAAGUGCGAUGUUGACAUCAGAAAGGAUUUAUACGGUAACACUGUACUCUCCGGAGGUACAACCAUGUACCCAGGUAUUGCCGACAGAAUGCAAAAGGAAAUCACCGCAUUAGCCCCAAGCACGAUCAAAAUUAAGAUCAUUGCCCCACCAGAACGUAAAUAUUCCGUAUGGAUUGGUGGUUCCAUCUUGGCUUCUCUGUCCACCUUCCAACAGAUGUGGAUCUCCAAACAAGAAUACGACGAAUCCGGCCCAGGCAUUGUCCACCGUAAAUGUUUCUAA